AUGAUGGGGGGAAUUUGUUCGAGGAAGAGAAACCAACCAGUCAUCGAAGAUGGCAUCUGUAGAGCCGUGUCUGGAAGAAGAAGUGGCAGUUCAAAAUGGCUGGGACCUUCAUCUUUGCGGCCUACUGUAGAACAGUCUUCAGGAGGAGCAGGCAUUUGCCCAUCUCUCUUGGAAUUAUGCAUUUGUAAAAUAUGCCAGGACAUUGACAAAUACAGUUCGUUCUCAAUGCUACCAAGGGAUGUUAGCCAACAGAUCUUCAACGCAUUGGUCUCCUCCCAUUCUCUUACUGAAGUUUCUCUUGAAGCUUUUAGGGAUUGCGCUCUUGAGGAUAUUGGUUUGGGUGAAUUCCCUGAUGUGAAAGACAGUUGGAUGGAUGUCAUCUCUUCACAAGGUUCAUCAUUACUUUCUGUUGAUCUUUCUAGUUCUGAGGUGACAGAUUCUGGAUUGGCUCUUCUCAAAGACUGCUCAAACCUCCAAGCAUUAACUUAUAAUUACUGUGACCAUGUGUCAGAACGUGGACUUAAACACCUAAGUGGUCUGUCGAACCUGAAAUCUUUGAGUUUUAAAAGGAGCAAUGCAAUAAGUGCUGAAGGGAUGCGUGCUUUCUCUGGCUUAGUUAACUUGGAAAAGUUGGACCUGGAGAGGUGUCCAGAAAUUCAUGGUGGAUUUGUUCAUCUUAAAGAUUUGAUGAAGCUAAAGUCUCUUAAUGUUAGAUGUUGUAAUUGCAUCACGGAUUCUGAUUUGAAGACCAUCUCAGGGCUUACUGACCUGAAUGAGUUGCAGUUAUCCAACUGUAACAUUACUGAUACUGGUGUUUCUUAUUUGAAAGGCUUGCACAAGCUUAGUAUGCUGAAUUUAGAGGGAUGCAAUGUUGUUACUGCCUCAUGCCUGGAGUCUAUUUCAGCUCUUGUUGCCCUGACUUACUUAAAUCUCAACAGAUGCGAACUAUCUGAUGAAGGAUGUGAUAAGCUUUUGGGACUUACGAACUUGAAGGUUUUGAGCUUGGGAUUCAACAAUAUCACAGAUGCAUGCUUGAUGCAUCUAAAAGGUUUAACGAAUUUGGAGAGCUUGAACUUGGAUUCCUGUAAGAUAGGUGACGAGGGGCUUGCUAAUUUGGCAGGUCUGACACUCUUGAAGAACUUGGAGCUAUCUGAUACUGAAGUUGGAAGCAAUGGGCUUCGUCAUCUCUCAGGUUUGAGAAAUCUCCAAAAUUUGAACUUGUCAUUCACCCAAGUAACGGACAGUGGCUUGAAAAAGUUAUCUGGGCUGACAUCUCUCAAAUCAAUUAAUCUGGACGCUCGGCAGAUUACUGAUGCUGGACUUGCAGUUAUUACAAGUCUUACGGGAUUGACACACCUCGACCUUUUCGGUGCACACAUUUCGGAUUCUGGAGCAAACUGUUUAAAAUACUUCAAGAAUCUUCAAUCUCUUGAAAUAUGUGGUGGAGGACUGACUGAUGCUGGUGUAAAGAAUAUCAAAGAUCUUGUCGGUCUGACAUGGCUAAAUUUGUCACAGAACUGCAAGUUGACGGAUAAAUCCUUGGAAUUGAUUUCUGGAUUGACUGCUUUGGUGUCAUUGAAUGUUUCAAAUUCUCGCAUUACAAACGAGGGGUUGCAGUAUUUAAAGCCAUUGAAGAAUUUACGUUCGCUAACCUUGGAGUCUUGCAAGGUGACUGCAUCUGAAAUCAGGAAGCUUCAGUCUGCUGCCCUGCCUAAUCUGGUCAGCUUUCGGCCAGUAUAG
This is a messenger RNA of Prunus armeniaca (apricot), 1740 nucleotides long. The record is from the annotation of a GenBank genome assembly. Lineage: Eukaryota; Viridiplantae; Streptophyta; Magnoliopsida; Rosales; Rosaceae.